Messenger RNA from Psilocybe cubensis, 783 nucleotides. RefSeq lists its product as uncharacterized. NCBI's taxonomy places the organism in Eukaryota, Fungi, Basidiomycota, Agaricomycetes, Agaricales, Agrocybaceae. The transcript has a single exon. The record is from RefSeq and is a predicted model, not a curated record. Bases 1 to 783 code for a protein of 260 amino acids.
AUGACAAGGGCAAGGGAAGUUUGGAGACACCUUGUCGAGCAAUACGUGGUGUCCAACGCCGUUCGUCCGAGAUUGGAACGCCCAAUUUCUUUGUACUCGUCUUUAGAGCUCGAGGCUCUCCUUCUCAGAUGGAUGAGCGCGCAUCGUGCGUUGAACGCAAAGACGUUCCAAACUGCUCGAGAACGUGAGUUCAAAAUCACAGAUGCCCACCGUGUGCACCUUGGUGCGGGAGGGCGCUGGCUUUUCGUCGCAAGCUCAAAGGCAGGAAUAACCUACUACGACCUCGACUCCGACUCAUCGGAGUCACCAUCUGGAGUGGAACUCAUUCCAAAUCAGAUAGCGCAUACUUGUCCUUCCUGGGUUCAGGUGACCAUCGAAGAUGACAUGCAAUCCCCCUUUGUCGGGUUUUCAGUGGCUUUCGCCCUCUCUAGCCAUGAAUAUUCCACCGGCGCUACGGAAAAUUGGCACCAUUUUCAAAUAUGGCGCGUUGAGGCAGUUUUGGAUGGCAUGCAACGCGUUAUAGGGUUGAAGGCUACGCAGAUUGCUUCUUUCCCUCAUAUACACAGGAUUGCUCCUCAUUGUUCGAUUUCGCUUCGUGGACCGCAUCUCGCUUUCCAUGUUAUGGCCGCUCGCGAGUAUUACGUGUGUGUGGUCGACUGGAGGCAGGCCAACAGCCUACCUUCGAAGUACCCAUUUCGUGUAGCACAACGGGCAUCGUUUCCAUCAGUGAGCUUGAUAUACCACUCAGUAUCAAUAAUGUCCGCUAAUCCAUUUUUCAUUUAA